This is a messenger RNA of Phycomyces blakesleeanus NRRL 1555(-), 426 nucleotides long. RefSeq lists its product as hypothetical. The transcript is spliced from 3 exons. The record is from RefSeq and is a predicted model, not a curated record. NCBI's taxonomy places the organism in Eukaryota, Fungi, Mucoromycota, Mucoromycetes, Mucorales, Phycomycetaceae. Bases 1 to 426 code for a protein of 141 amino acids. Gene Ontology annotation, molecular function: heme binding.
AUGAGUGAUGUUCCCGAAUUUCCUUCUCGUGAUGGACCUCAACGUUUAGUUGCCGCAGCUACAAAACAACCCAAGAAUCGACAGAAAGUUAGACUGGAGCCUGGACAUUCACCUCUCGAUUGGGCAAGAUUAAAGAGUUCAGGCAAAGAUCUUCGGGGAGUUUCUCAAUUGUCUCGAUACACUCUUGAUGAUAUCAAACGGCACAAUACUCUUGCAGAUGCUUGGACGGCUAUUCAAGGCAAGGUCUACAAUAUCACACCUUAUCUCAAGUUCCACCCAGGAGGAGUUAAAGAUCUUAUGCGUAUUGCAGGAAAGGACGGAACCAGACUGUUUAUGCUCACUCACUCUUGGGUCAAUACUGACUUUAUGCUGGAUGCUUGUAUGGUUGGAUUCUUGGUACCUGGAAGAUCAUCAGAUGAUGACUAA